Dinoponera quadriceps is the source of this 3401-nucleotide messenger RNA. RefSeq names its product fork head domain transcription factor slp1-like. The transcript is spliced from 11 exons. Lineage: Eukaryota; Metazoa; Arthropoda; Insecta; Hymenoptera; Formicidae. Bases 677 to 2128 code for a protein of 483 amino acids. Gene Ontology annotation, biological process: regulation of transcription by RNA polymerase II; anatomical structure morphogenesis; cell differentiation. Gene Ontology annotation, molecular function: DNA-binding transcription factor activity, RNA polymerase II-specific; RNA polymerase II cis-regulatory region sequence-specific DNA binding. The record is from RefSeq and is a predicted model, not a curated record.
UUUAUAUUAUUUGUUUGGGCCAAUCUAUCGCUUGGCACGGGGCGGAAGGCGACUCGGCGGCGAGGAGGAGGGGGGGAUUUUUUACGAGCGGAACGUAGCGGUUCGAGAACCACGAAGGGCUCGUUCGCGCGUAUAAGGAACGUCAAACGCGUAAAAGAUAUGGACACGCUAUUACCGUCGAAAACGGUUGGGAAAUCCGAUGUACACCAGCAGGACGGAGAAAGUCAGGAGAAGUGAGAUCAUCGUACCAAUCAACCAGUCAGUAUCCGCAAAAUAAAUCUCGUCGAUUUUCAUCAGGAUGGAAGUUCACUUUACUCCCCAUUUUCUGGUUGUGUUUUCCGAAUCAAGGCGCACAUUUCCCAUUUCUCUUUGCAAUCACGCAAAUGACUCACUCGAAAAUGUAAAAAAUCUUUGAAUUCGAAGUGUAUUUCUACUUCGAAGUGUCAGUGAAGCAAGAUUUCGGAUUCGAAGUGAAUUUCGAUUUCGAAGUGUCAGUGAAAUAAGAUUUCGGAUAUCGGAAGUCUGACGAUAUUCGGAGGCGCUUAUCAAGGACCGAUACGUAAAGGCCAUCGAAGUUGUCAUCAAAGGCGGCGCAAUUGUGGAGAGUUCGUCCGUCGAUAGGGGGGAGCUGCUGCGGCAUCGUCGUGUAAAUGCUGCGACGACGGCCAACGCCUUUAUGAAUUACACAUCCACGGACAGAUCCAGGAUGGUUUCGCACAUCAUUCCGGUUUCCGGGGAGCUGCAGCAGGGAAAUGGCAAUCUGGGUGCUACGGGACUCAGCGGCAUGCAGGACUCUCCUCAUUCCCUGAAGAUCAAACAGGAGCCGUUUCAGCUGUCGCCGCCGUCGCCCUUGCCGCCCCUUCAUCAAGUGAGUGGCUUCGAGCUGCAGAGCGGCUGCAUCGGGGGUAGCACGAAGGACCUGGAUACCUCGGUGGCCGGCAACUUGGGCCGCGGUCUGACGUCGCACCACGUCUCCUUGAGCCAUCACCAUCCUCAUCACAGCCUGCAACACAGCCCCAACUCCGUCGUGGUCUCCAUGCACUCGUCCGCCAACACGACGCACCAUCAUCUGGCUGACGACAAAGGCUCGUCGCCCGUAGGCGGCCUUCACAGCACCACCAAUAGCAACCCUUCCACACCGUCCGCACCAUCCACGCCGAACGCUGCCACGGACAGCACCGCGUCGGCCGGCGUGUCCGGCACGAACAACGCCAACGGCACCGGCGGCACCUCCGCCAACAGCAAGCCGCCCUUCAGCUACGUCGCCUUGAUCGCCAUGGCGAUUCAGCACAGCUCGCAGAAGAGGGCGACCCUCAGCGAGAUCUAUGCCUACAUCACCGCUAAGUUCCCGUACUUCGAAAAGAAUAAGAAGGGCUGGCAGAACUCCAUCAGGCACAACUUGUCCUUGAACGAGUGUUUCGUCAAGGUGCCGCGGGAAGGCGGCGGCGAGAGGAAGGGCAACUUCUGGACUCUCGAUCCGCAAUACGAGGAUAUGUUCGAGAACGGUAAUUACCGGAGGCGAAGACGAAUGAAGCGUCCUUACAGAAACGCGCCGUACCACAAGCCGCUCUUCGGCGAUCCGUUCUCGACGACUCAUGUGCACUUGGGGCCGAGGAACAUUUUCGGCCACUCACCCCCUUCAUAUGCCCCCACCACUUACACGCGAUACGACACGAGCGCGUGGAGCCUCCAGCAAUCGCAACUCUCGUACAGCCAUUGCCAAUCGUUGCAGCCUCAAUUGCAGCCGAUGCAGUCGAUGCAAAUCCCGGCUAUGAAUGGCUACAGUCAACUGGGUACCUCCUUAACGUUUCAAGGCAAUUACCUGGAUGUUCCAGGUGGCACGACCGGGUCUCCCGGUUCCAUGGGCGGCGGUUCCUUCGGCAGCAGUUUCGCCACGUGCGGUAGGAGGCACGACGCUACGAUGGCGACGGAAACGAUGCCCAGCAGAUGCUACUGGCCAGAGAUGGUGAACGUGAAGGAGGAGCCCGGGAGUAACGCGGUCUCGGCCAGCGGCGUCGGUGGCGUCGGCGUCCCGUCCGGUAUGAUGGGCUCCGCGGCGUCGUCGGGCGUCUCCACGACGGGCUUCGCACCUGUGGAGUUCCAAACGCGUUCCAAGUGCUUUAUGUGAACUCGUCGGGCUCACCGAGUUGCGGGACGAGCGUGAUCGGGGAGAUCCGCGAUCGUCGUACCUAUAUUUAAUGGAUGUCGAAUCGCCGACGAUGGAUUUCGCUGUCGACGAGCGCGCGCACUCCGAGCACUUGGACGUCGCGGAUCGAAGGUAUAACGAAUAUAUCCGAUAAUUACGAUUUACGAUAUUAUUGGAUGAUUGUUUCGCGAACUUAAUCGCGCAAGGAAAUAGCGUAAACGUUAAAAUGACUCGUGUAAUUUCCGUUGUCGUGAUUAACUCGGUGUUAAAAAAAUAAAGUGGACUCAGCGCCGCACUUACCUUUACCUUCAGCCCUAGGCGUUCCACGUGUCUUCGCGUACGUCACCGCGGACGUGUGAGUUAAGCAAGGCUCGUGUGUGUCGUGUCUCUCGUAGUAACUUGCGAUUCGGUCGUCAAGAUUUCCGCGACGACCCACAAUCAGCGCCUAGCGCGGGAAAGUGCGGCUCUGAGACGCAUGCUCGCACGUACAGUCGGCGUCAUGACUUUCGCCAAAUUCUGAUUAAGCUAAUCGACGAAUAAUAAUAUUAUUUAUAUAAUAAUAAUAAUGUAAUAUAAUAAUAAUUGCCAGCAUUAGUUUCCGGUUCUGUAAUUUGUCGUUCAACAACAUUCGAAGAAUUCAUCAUUUCCAUGAGAUAGAGCAGGUAACACUUGACUGACGGCAAUUUUAAGCUGUCGAUCGGCUUAAUCGGAUUUCGGGGCCACCCUCACACUACUGUAAAUGCACUCGAAUGCUGUUAUACGUAAGCAAUAUGCAAUGCACGAUUACAUCGUCGGAUAUGAUUCCGGGAGAGAAGAAUUGCUGAUAUAUUGCGAACGAUUGUAGAACGAUCUCUUAACUUUGUCCCGUUUUCACGAUCUCCCCUUGGAGAUACCUCUAUCUUCAUUUUCGACUGCUAGACAGUAUUCAAUAUCUUGAUGAGGAGCGAGGAGGAAAGAGAGAGAGAGAGAGAGAGAGCGUCCGUUUGGCGAGAAUGAGAUUCGAAAUUUCUUCUCCAUCUUUUCCGAAUAAUUAAACAUGAGAAUUGCAACGCGCGAAAGGUUUCAUCGCGCUGAGCGACCCUUCGCGCUCGAUGCUUAUUUAAUAUGUUGACUGGCCAAGAGCGAGCUUUCCGUGUCUUGUAUAUCGUCUACGCUACAAUAACGUUUUUAUUACCUUAAGCAUAUAAUGCAUAUAUAAUAAUAAAAUAUUGUGUAAUAUAUAUGAUUAAAUAAAAAAAAAGUAUAUAUAUGUAUA